UUUAGUAAUGAAGAGAUCUUUUGAGAUGCAUGGAACUCUAGAACUUAUCCAUCCCAGUGAACAAUGGGACUGUGCUCCGAUGAGCUUUAAGGCGAGGCAGUACACCGGAGUCGACAUCUCAGACUUUAUGGAGCAUGUAGCCAGGCAAUUAUCAGAAAACUCGGAGAAACACUGCAGAUGGCUUCUCAAUGGAAUCACUAUCUAAUGAAGCCUUCACGCCGUCUAUCCGGGAAUACCAUCCCCGGAAACUAGCAAGAACAUACUACAACAACAGCGACAUCGAUGGUGGCGAUGCGGAAGAGUUACAGUGGAUUAAUGGAACUCAGAGUUAUGAGAACAUGAUCAACAUGACCAAGAACAAAUCAGGCGGUCAUGAUCAUCAUCAUAAUGAUCAUCAACAAGGUCUGAGCCUGAUCACACUUUUAAUGGAGUGUGCAGUGGCAAUAUCAGUAGAUAAUUUGGAGGAAGCCAACAAGAUGUUGUUAGAGCUGACACAAAUAGCUUCACCUUACUCAGCUUCAUGUGCAGAGAGAGUUGUUGCUUACUUUGCCAAAGCCAUGGCUAGAAGAGUGAUGAGCUCUUGUUUAGGAGGUGGCACCAUCAUGUACUCUCCUCUACUCCAAACUAAAGCCAUUCUUUCAGCAUUCCAAACUUUCAACACAAUCUCACCAUUCAUCAAGUUUGCACACUUCACUGCAAACCAAGCAAUUCUUGAAGCUUUUCAUCAAAGAGACAGAGUCCACAUCAUUGAUCUAGACAUCAUGCAAGGCUUACAAUGGCCGGCUUUGUUUCACAUCCUCGCAACAAGGCCGGAAGGACCGCCUCACGUCCGCAUGACAGCUAUGGGAACCUCUUAUGAAGCACUAGAAGAAACCGGAAGGCAACUCUCCGGCUUCGCUCGCCGUCUCGGCAUAUCUUUUGAGUUCCACCCAGUAGGGAGAAAGCCCGGAGAUGUCGAUCCGGCCAUGGUUCAAACACGAAGAGGCGAAACAAUAGCAGUGCAUUGGCUUCAACACUCGCUCUACGACGCCAUUGGAGUUAAUUGGAAGACAAUGAGACUCUUGGAGAUAAUAGCUCCAAGAGUGAUAACUCUAGUUGAACAAGAGAUGCCACCACAUUCAGGGCAAUUCUUGGAACGUUUUGUUGGAGCACUCCAUUAUUAUUCUACAAUCUUUGAUUCUUUAGGAGCUACACUUGGUUGUGAAGAUGUGAAUAGGCAUAAGGUUGAGCACUGGAUGUUGGAAAGGGAGAUAAAUAAUGUGUUGGCUGUGGGAGGUGCAGGAGAGGAGGAGAUGUUUGGGAGCUGGAGGACGGAGCUAGUGCGGAGAGGGUUUGCACAAGUGCCUAUGAGUGGGAACUCAAUGACACAGGCUCAGCUUAUAUUGAAUAUGUUCCCUGCCAUGCAUGGGUACACCAUUCAGCAAGGUGAUGGCACUUUGAGGCUUGGAUGGAAGGAGACUGGGUUGUAUACUGCUUCUGUUUGGACGUCACCGAGGUUGAUGAGGUAUAGUAGGAGUGAUUGAUUACGUGCAUGCAUGCAUGCAGCUGGGUUAAUUAAGUGAUUAAUGAUUGGGGAUAUUAAUGCAUGGGUUGUGUUUGAUCUUGUUGUAAUUUACUUGGUGAUUAUGAUUAUGAUUAUGAUUAUGGUUAUAGGGUGGUGUUGGAUUCAUGGAUUGGGAUAUUAUAUAUUUUUGUGUUUGAAAUUGUUGAGGAAAUGGAGUUAAUUUGAGCAAGAUGAUGGAAUAGAUGAGAUCGUUUGGAAUUGAUGACCAUUGUUAACG
Dioscorea cayenensis subsp. rotundata (Guinea yam) is the source of this 1781-nucleotide messenger RNA. RefSeq names its product protein SCARECROW-like. Bases 189 to 1523 code for a protein of 444 amino acids. Gene Ontology annotation, molecular function: sequence-specific DNA binding; DNA-binding transcription factor activity. Gene Ontology annotation, cellular component: nucleus. Lineage: Eukaryota; Viridiplantae; Streptophyta; Magnoliopsida; Dioscoreales; Dioscoreaceae. The record is from RefSeq and is a predicted model, not a curated record. Gene Ontology annotation, biological process: regulation of DNA-templated transcription. The transcript has a single exon.